GGAGGGCGCUGUCCCCGCCCGCUACUCGGCCGCCCGGGCGCUGGGACCCGGCGGCGGCUCCUCACGCAGCGGUGCCGCCCCCGCCGGCGUUCUCUGCGCCUGCUCCAGCGCCGCCGCCCGGCACCGGCACCGGCAUCUGACGGCGCGGUAUCGGUCUGGGGGCGCUGCUCCGCCGGGGUCUCGCCGUCCUCGGGGCCCGCUCCGGCUCCCCUCGGCGCCUCUGCUCGCUGCCAGCCAUGGACGGGGACAGGGUGGAGAUAGACGGCGGGAUCAUGGAGGGGGGCGGGCAGAUCCUGCGCGUGUCCACGGCCCUGAGCUGCCUGCUGGGCCUGCCGCUGAGGGUGCGCCGGAUCCGCGCCGGGAGGAGCCAGCCCGGCCUCAGACCUCAGCAUCUGUCUGGAUUGGAGAUCGUUCGAGAUUUAUGUGAAGGGAAGCUGGAGGGUGGAGAAAUUGGUUCAACAGAAAUAACCUUCACUCCUGGGAAGAUCAAAGGUGGAACCCACGUAGCAGAUACAAAAACAGCAGGGAGCGUAUGUCUACUGAUGCAGGUAGCAAUGCCCUGCGUGCUGUUCGCUGCUUCCCCAUCAGAACUUCAUUUUAAAGGUGGGACCAAUGCUGAGAUGGCUCCUCAGAUAGACUACACAGUCAUGGUUUUCAAGCCAAUAGUUGAAAAGUUCAAUUUCACAUUUAAUUGUGACAUAAAAAAGAGGGGCUACUAUCCUCAGGGAGGUGGUGAAGUUGUAGUCCAGAUGUCACCAGUCAAAGAGUUGAGUGCAAUAAACUUAACAGAACGUGGCACCGUGACAAAGAUAUAUGGAAGAGCGUUUGUUGCUGGAGCGCUGCCUAUAAAACUGGCAAAAGACAUGUCAGCAGCAGCAGUAAGAUGCAUCAGAAAAGAAAUCAGAGAUCUUUAUAUUAACAUUCAGCCUGUUCGAGAACCUGAUGACCAAGCCUUUGGGACUGGAAGUGGAAUAAUCAUUGUUGCAGAGACAUCAACAGGUUGUUUGUUAGCUGGGUCGUCACUUGGCAAGAGAGGAAAAAAUUCUGACAAGGUUGGCAUUGAAGCAGCUGAGAUACUGCUGAAGAAUCUUAAACAUGGUGGAGCUGUGGAUGAUUCUUUACAAGACCAACUGAUCAUUUUUAUGGCACUAGCAAAGGGGGUGUCUAGAGUGAAAAGUGGACCAAUUACACUUCAUACACAAACUGCUAUACACUUUGCAGAACAGCUAACAAAGGCCAAAUUUACUGUGACAAAAUCAGAAGAGGAAGAUCCCAGUAAAGAUACCUACAUCAUUGAGUGCCAAGGAAUGGGGAUGAUAAACUCAAACUUAUAGGGUUAAAAAACAACAACAAAAAAGCAAUCUAGCAAAAGCAAAGCAAACUCAACAUACCUCAGUGAUGCAUUGCACUACAUUUCAAUAGAUGUUUAAUAUGCAUGUGAACAGGAGGAUCCCUCUGUCACAUCUAAUUGGUUUGGUUUAAGUUCAAAGAUGAUAUCAAGUUUUCCCUUGGUGUGCUGAGAAUCUGUGGUGCAAAAAAUUGAAACUUUACUUUUUUUUUAUUAUUUUUUUUUUCUAUUAUCAGCAAAAUGAGUACAGACAGGACAGCAAACAAUACAGUGUAUGUACUUGGGCAUCCAAGAGCAUCAAUUAGAAGCACUAAGAAUUCAGAUUCACCAAAGCAGAAAAUAACUGUGUCAGUUUUGGGGAAAAAAAUACCUAGAUGAUACAUUCUUUCCACUUUAGCACAUGUACGUUUUAUUCUUUGAGAUCCUUAUGUUACGAGGAGCGUGGAAUGAAGUGUACCAUCAAGUCCGUAUCUCUGUUCUGCCUUAACUAUUUUGCUUAAAUCAUGUAUGAGGAAAUAAAAAAAGCAAUAGCACCAAA
Oxyura jamaicensis (ruddy duck) is the source of this 1886-nucleotide messenger RNA. It is a transcript of the gene RTCA, whose product is annotated as RNA 3'-terminal phosphate cyclase. The transcript is spliced from 11 exons. Lineage: Eukaryota; Metazoa; Chordata; Aves; Anseriformes; Anatidae. Gene Ontology annotation, biological process: RNA processing. The record is from RefSeq and is a predicted model, not a curated record. The coding region runs from base 237 to 1334 and encodes 365 amino acids. Gene Ontology annotation, cellular component: nucleus. Gene Ontology annotation, molecular function: RNA-3'-phosphate cyclase activity.